This is a messenger RNA of Sclerotinia borealis F-4128, 510 nucleotides long. NCBI's taxonomy places the organism in Eukaryota, Fungi, Ascomycota, Leotiomycetes, Helotiales, Sclerotiniaceae. The record is from the annotation of a GenBank genome assembly.
AUGUCAAGCAAUAAUUCCACAUACCAAUCCAAUACGCACACUAGAACUUCCGAGUCUGACCAGCAGCCUCAGUACACUCAAUAUCAGCAACAACAGACCCAAAAUCAACAACCUGCAUACCAACAAACCACCUAUCAAGAACAACCAUACCAACAAAGCUCAUACACUCAAACACAAUACACACAACCUCAAACACAACAGCCCGUCUACCAAUAUACCUCUUACCAGACUGAUCAAUACCAGCAAGCUACCUCGCAGAAUGCUCAACCUACUUGGAGUACGCAAUACACUGGGUCCCAACAGCAAACCCAGACACAAUAUCAUUCCGCACAGCCUGCGCAGCUUACGCAACAAUCUCUUCAGGACCUACCUGGACCUGCAAGGGAUAAUACAAACAUGUAUUUGGCGCAUGAUCAAAAUUUUGAGAGGGUGUCACAGGGUUUGGAGACGAGACGAGAGGAUAGAGUUAGGGAGUGGGAGAGAGAGUGGGAGGCGGCUGGAAGGAGAUAG